AUGACGGACGGCCGCUCCGCCGACGACGUCAAGGUACGGACCUCGGCGCGUGCGGCGCACGAGGACGGCAUCCUGGUGUUCGCCCUCGGCGUCACGGACAGCGUGGACGUGUCGGAGCUGGACGCGAUCGCGUCGAAGCCGUCCAGCGUCUACCUGCACCACGUGGACGACUUCGAGCUGCUCUCCAAGCUGCGCGUGCAGAUCGUGCGCAAGAUCUGCGAGGGCCUCUCGUGCCUGGGCGCGACGGGACGCGACGGCGUGCCCGGGACCGACCUGGUGAAGGAGUUGGGUCUGGCGACGGCUCCUGGAGUGACCGCGGUGGAGGGCAGCUCCUCGGAUCAUCCCGCGUUCCACCUCGACGCUUCCGCGAGCCUCAGCAAGGACACCAUGUCCCCCUCCACCCGUUCGGGCUGCCCAACGAGUUUCGCCCUGGUGGCCCACGCUGCCGUCUGCCCAUCGCGGUUCAACUCGGAGGCGCCCUGGAGCCUGUGGUCGGCGCGGUCUCCCGACGGCGAGGAGCAGGCCUCGCUGCUCGUCGACGGCCCCCUCGCGCUCCGUCGAGUUCUCGUCGCGCCGUUUCGGGGAGGCACACCUUCCGGCCGGCUGGACGCGCUCUUCGACGGCGAAGUGGCACAAGCUGGCGCUGUCGUCGCGCCAACGGCCGGGUGGCGCUGCUCGUGGACUGCCGCGCCGCCGGCUCGUCCGACGUGUCCGAAGCGAGGGACGAGGCGGUCGUCAAAGGCGGCACCCACCGUCGUCGCGCGCCAGGCCGGCGGGUCGACCGUUCCGAUCGACGUGCAGCAGCUGCAGAUGUACUGCGAUCCCGAGAGGGCCUCGCUGGAGGUCUGCUGCGAACUACCGAACGUGAUUGACACCAGGUGCGCCCCGCGAGUCGUCGUGGCUCCGACGCCGGCGCCGCUCCCGUCGCCGCAGCCCGCGCCGGCCGCCGAGCCUUGCACGUGCCGGAUCGGACGCCGGGGACAGCCGGGGUUUCCUGGGACAAAGGGUCCAAAAGGCAACAAGGGAGAAUCUGGAUUCCCCGGGAAGCAAGGUCGAGCGGGAUACCGAGGCUUUAAAGGAGCCAUGGGGAGAACCGGGGACGGUGGCCUCACGGGAGAGCAAGGGGGCUUUGGCGCCACCGGUGAGGUGGGACCCCAUGGACCCAAGGGAUAUCCUGGUCCAAUUGGGCCUAUGGGCCUCACUGGAAAAAAAGGAGACAAGGGGUCAAAGGGCUUUGUUGGACUCCAGGGAGAGCUGGGGCCUGACGGUGACCAGGGAAACCUCGGGCUGUUUGGACAAUCCGGGACUGGUGGAACGGGUGGCUCUCUGGGCGACCCCGGUUUUGAGGGAGAAGAAGGCUCUGCCGGUCCGAUGGGGCCUCAGGGCAUGAAAGGUGUGGAGGGGCUGGCGGGGAGCCGAGGAGAUGUAGGCUACACCGGGUUCCCAGGACCAAUGGGACCACAGGGUGAAAAGGGGGACAAGGGAGACGUCGGGAUCGCCGGCGUUCCGGGCCGGGACGGGAUGCAAGGCAUGGACGGAGCUGUGGGACUCCAAGGGCUAACGGGACCCUUGGGAGCUACCGGAGCGAAGGGAGACGUGGGAGACAAGGGCAUUGAAGGACCCCAAGGACACAUUGGCCGAGCCGGACCGAAAGGAGACAAAGGGACAGGCGGGCGUCACGGCAAGCCUGGCAAGCCAGGCCCCAAGGGGAUGCGGGGCUCGAUCGGAGACGCAGGUGAAGAAGGUCCCAUGGGAGACAUUGGUCGCGAUGGUAAGGGAGGACCUCUGGGACCCAAGGGGGACAAGGGCACAACCGGUGACAAAGGACAGAAAGGGCUACGAGGCCUCGCCGGCCAGAAGGGCGUUCUGGGCCAGCGAGGGUCCCCCGGCUACCCCGGCUCCCGAGGAAUCACGGGGCCAAGAGGAAGCCCCGGAGGCAAGGGUCUUGCUGGGCCACCAGGUCCAGCCGGCCCAUUGGGCUCGAGCCUCAACGACUCGGUGGUGGCGGAGCUGUGCCGGCGCGUCGUCAUGGAGACGGUGGACAAGUACGCGGGCGCCCUGCGCCGCACGUGCAUCGCGGCCUGCCCCAACAACGGGCGCGGCCUGCUCGGCUUGCCCGGGCCCUCAGGCCCGCCGGGACUCCCCGGCAAACCGGGAGAGCAGGGCCUCGUGGGAUUCGAUGGCGAUGUUGGACUCCGGGGUUUGACCGGCGACGGGGGCCAGCCUGGCGAUCCUGGAGAGAGAGGUAAAUCGGGGAUCAAAGGAAUCAAAGGAACGGCAGGCAUUGGGCUGCCUGGAUUGGAUGGCCUACAGGGUCCCGUCGGCGCGCCAGGAAUACCGGGCAUCGCGAAGGACGGCGUGCCUGGGAUGGAGGGCCCCAGGGGUUACCGGGGCCGACCGGGCCCCCCUGGCCAACCCGGCAUGCCCGGCGAGCGUGGCAAGUGCGAGGCGCGCGAUUGCGGGGCGCCGCCCUUCGGCCUCCACGCCGCCAUCGGCCUCCUCAAAAGCCACAAGCGACAGUCUUAAGGCUCGCGCGCAGGACUUCUUGGCCCACGCUUCGUCAUCCGUCUGCCGUCCCCCUCGCCCCACCAACCCCACCACCCCUUCCACCGGUUCCGUGUUUUACCAAAAGGGCAGCACGGUCCUCGCCCUGUGCGCCUCCUUGGGAACGUGGUGGCUUCAGCUGCCGCCCGGGGCCAACGUUACACGCUUAAGACGCGCGGGGGGGGGGGGGACUCGAGAGAGAGCGAGAGAACGUCUUCAAAUCCGGCUCUCUCGAUGGAGGCAGUUUCUAAGAGCUACCGCGGGUGGUGCGCGUGUUCCCGUGUGGGUUAAAGCGGCGUGCGGCAAAAGCGCGUGCGCCCUUGCUUUAAUGUUACCGUGUGUGAGCGCACGCAUUGGGAAGCCUGGCGUGCGCCUGAUUCAUGUGUCGUUGGCGAUCGCCUCCUUAACGGUCAAACUUAAAAAGAAAAAUGUUUUAAGAGAACGCGUCGAUCGACAUGCUCGUCGGCAACAGUGGGUACAAAUCGCGAGGGCGGUGCGAUGUUGCGCUGUGGCCCAUCUUGUCGAGGAGUUGAUCUGGCGCCUCCGCAGUUUAUUUUCUUAAUUAUUUUCGGUGUAAAAAAAAAUAAUAAAUGAAAAGUAAACAUUCCGCCGGAGCAGUGAGUUGGGUUGAUCGGAAUGCACACCUUUUUUUUUAAAGCAAAUGUUCCUUCACGUGGUGCUAAUCUAUUAUAAAAUAUGUCGUGCCCAGUGUUCAUACAAGUGCAGUCCAUACUUCCCUUUAUGUGCCUUGGGACUUCCCAGAUGGCCUGUGAACGGUCUGAGCAAAUCGCCAGUUUUUUUUAUUUUGCUUCUUUGAUUUUGGUCACUUUAAAAGUCGUAUUUUUAUUAUUAUUAUAUUUGCUUGUCCUCGCUGUGAAUAACCCGGUGGAUUCACUGUGCAAAGAACGGCAGAGUGAUGGUGUCCAGAAUUUUUUUUUUUAAUUCAGAUAGUGUACAAUGGUGACUAUAAAAUGUUUAUACGACGCUUAUUAUUAUUUUUAAACCACCUGGGGAAAAAACUUGAGUGCAAAAAAAAUAAAACAUCUGUACAUUUGUUUUUUACAAAAAGAGCAUGUCAUUACAUCAUCAAAUUGUUAAACGUGCGUUCACCAAACAACGUGUCGAGCUGGAAGAUUUACCCUUGAGGGCUCGGGUUUUUGGUUUCGGUGUCGAGAUGAAGACGACUUUUUGGGGGGUUGUUAAUUCAACGAAUUCCCCCCCGCGCCCGUAGUGAACACAACAAUCGAUGUAAAUAUACUGUGGCAAAAAGUGCAUUACAGUCAAAAUCAUCUUCCUUUUCGGGUCUCUGCACUCUGCACGGCGUUCCUCAAAUAAAGGCCAGAAACUACCAAGGAAUUGGCGCAAACGGUCUUUUUUUCGACACCCCGCGCCGACGGAACGCUUGGCACAAGUCACGCCGAGCGCGCAAAGCGCCGUCGCUCUGCUGCGUUGCUCUUACCCGUGCGCGCUAUUUGGUUGCCAUCAUAACGGAACGCAUUGUUAUCCACGGAAUUCACGUGAUUCUCUCUCGGUGCCCACCAUCGCUUGGCGCGGGGAUAUCUCCUACCCUUGACUUACGAUCGCCGUUUGGCUGCCGUGGGUGCCGCGGUGGCGGGGUUGCCCAUCGGCCGUUUAUUAUUUUUUUGCGCCCGUCUCUUGCCGCGCUACCGGCGCGAUCGCUGACCACGUGGGCUCUUGCAUCCAUCCAUCCAAUCCAAUCCGCCGGUACCCUCGGUUUCCACUGCUCCACUGCAAGUGGAAGUAUGGGCCGCGGUGAUUGUAAAAUUUGACGCACGCACUCCAAGUGAAACUCGCAUCUUCGUUACCAGCUUGGUAACUGAACUUCGCGUUACGAUUGCUGCGGCAGUGUCAACCUCCAACCUCUUUACGGCCGUAUGAAUAUCGAGCAAGCCAGUGAAUGUGAUUGCCCCAGUAGGUCAACUGUGUAAUAUUUGUGCACAAGGCACAAAUAUUACACGGCGCAUCAAGUUUGGCGAUAUGCAGUAACAACUAAUCCACCAACUUACCAAUGAUGUUUUUUAUAUAUUUAAACACGCAAUAAAGAGGAUGGAAUUG
This is a messenger RNA of Petromyzon marinus (sea lamprey), 4620 nucleotides long. The record is from RefSeq and is a predicted model, not a curated record. NCBI's taxonomy places the organism in Eukaryota, Metazoa, Chordata, Hyperoartia, Petromyzontiformes, Petromyzontidae.